Molecule: messenger RNA, 854 nt
Organism: Salarias fasciatus (jewelled blenny)
Lineage: Eukaryota; Metazoa; Chordata; Actinopteri; Blenniiformes; Blenniidae
Gene: hdgfl3
Product: HDGF like 3
Exons: 6
Coding region: 229-852 (207 amino acids)
Source: RefSeq, a predicted model, not a curated record
CCACGUUUACGCCCGAUUCUGUGCGUAAGAAGAUAGCCCUCUGUCAGGCCCCGUUUUCCGCGUUUUUUUUUUUUUUUUUUUUUUUUUUAAUUAUUUAUUUCCGUGUAAACUGCAGUCUUGAUAUAAAAACAUUGAUGGUGGAUAAUUUCGCCCCGCGCUGAGGGCCCCCGGGGAGAAUCGCGAGAGGAUUUCAGGAGCCAGCUCAGAUCUCGGUAUCCAUCCAGCGACAUGGCUCGACCACGGCCGCGGGAGUACAAGGCAGGAGAGCUGGUUUUCGCUAAGAUGAAGGGAUACCCGCACUGGCCGGCCAGGAUCGAUGAGCUUCCUGAAGGAGCCGUCAAACCACCUGCCAACAAGUACCCCAUCUUCUUCUUUGGAACCCACGAAACUGCUUUCUUGGGUCCAAAGGAUCUUCUGCCCUACAAGGAGUAUAAAGACAAAUUUGGCAAGUCGAACAAGAGGAAAGGUUUCAACGAGGGCCUGUGGGAGAUCGAGAACAACCCGGGAGUCAAGUUCACCGGCUACCAGACGAUCCAGCAGCAGAGCUCUUCAGAAACAGAAGAGAGGGGCAACGCCGCCGACGGCAGCAGCGAGGGUGAGGAGGGCGACUCCAUCGAGGAGGAAGACGACAAGGACAAGCUGAAGGAAGACAAGACCGGGUCCAAACGGAAAAAGACGGCCAGCUCCAAGAAAUCCUCCAAGCUGUCGAGGAUCUCGUCCGGGGAGGACGACCUGGAGAAGGACGGGAAGGACGAGGACCAGAAGAGCGGCUCGGACGGCGGAGACGCCGACAACGACAUCAUCCAGAACACAGCCGACAGUAAGAACCAGCUGCUCAUAGAGGAACAUUAAAA